This is a messenger RNA of Closterium sp. Yama58-4, 1293 nucleotides long. The record is from the annotation of a GenBank genome assembly. NCBI's taxonomy places the organism in Eukaryota, Viridiplantae, Streptophyta, Zygnematophyceae, Desmidiales, Closteriaceae.
AUGGGAGAAGUAGGAGUUGGGAGAUUGGACGGAGUGGCGGGAGGGGAGGGGUUCGGGAAAGUGUGGAGAGGGUUGCAAGGGGAGAGGUUUGGAAGAGCGCGGGGAGGGUUGGGAGGGGAGAGGCAGGCAGUAGGUAGCAGUGAAACCAGAGGCAGUGAGGGAUCUUCUUUAUUGCGAGGCCAACUCAACUCGCAACCCUCUCCACCCUCUCCCAGGGGCAGUAAAGAACCCUCCCAGGGGCAAUCCCUAUGGCGCCAGCUCCCCUCCCAACCUGCCCCUCCCUCUCCCAGGGGCAGGGAAGUAGCUUCCCUAUGGCGCCAACUCUCAGCAAGAGAACAUUUGGGAGCAGGAGUGAACGUGACAGCGAGAACGCGAGUGAAGCGAGAACGCGACUCAGCGCUUGUACCUGCUCCCAGCGCUGGGAACGGGGCGGCUGGCAGGAAAGAAGACCAAACGGGCUCUGCUUGUGUGUCAUCGCUCAGCAUUCCUCCAAGCCUCACCACUCAACCACCCGUAUCAUUCUCCAAUACUGACAUGACUCAAAACGCCCUCACCACACUCAUCGCACGGCUUGCACCAAACGCUCUUAACACCCUUCCGGUACCACAGGGCUCGCACGCGCUGAAUGCCGAAUCACUCAUCCCUAGAAUUCCCUCCCUCGCACCCUCCUCCACCAUUCUUGCCGCCCAUCUCCUCUCCUUGGCGUCACAACAGACAACUGCUGCCACCCAGGGACAACAGCCGGUAGCAAGUUCUGAGUCGUCCCACACAUCAGCAUCUUCUAUGCAACGAUACCAACAGCUGUUAGCAGCUGCUUCUGCUCCGCACCAACCCCCCGCCAUAUCUUCUCCUUCAACCCAUUCCCCCCACAUUCCCCUAUGCCCCGACCUCCUGCAAUCUCUUCUAUUUCUACUAGCAUCUCAGCCGUCCACUUCUUCCGGACCUUCUAGCAAUGCAGGUUCGGAGCUCGUUCGAACACAGCUGCCUUCCGAACGUGCUCAUAACUUGGCCCGGAAUACCACCGCAGCCUUACAGCCGGGGGGGCAGGAGAUUCCCCAGGCGGUUCUGUUGGCGCUUCUGGCGCAGGUGAACAGAAGCAGCAGCACAGCAGCAGCAGCAGCAGCAGCAGCAGCAGCAGCAGCAGCAGCAGCAGCAGCAGCAGCAGCAGCAGCAGCAGCAGCAGCAGCAGCAGCAGCAGCAGCAGCAGCAGCAGCAGCAGCAGCAGCAGCAGCAGCAGCAGCAGCAGCAGCAGCAGCAGCAACAACAGAGCCAGCAGCAUCUGAACCAGCAUAA